CCACAUUUAUUCCUUGUUUACAAGCGUAUAUAGACGAGCAUAGCCAAACGUGCCCUGCAAGUAACCUUUUCCUAUAUGUUGAGUUGAGCCUUUCAUAUGUUUCUUUUAUCGGCUAUAAUAACCCUUAAUUGGUCCUCUAUCGAUCUCUUCUUUUCUUCGUGAGCAAGAACCAGCAGUUUGGGAUAUCAGGAACUAUUCAAUCAUUGAAUCAGAAGAAGGAAAAAAAGCUGAUAUUGUAGGAGGAAGUAGAAGCGAAAAGGGUUCUGAAAAUUUGUGGUAUAUAUCAUUAGAAGUUAACAAAGAAAGAUGAAAUGGUGCAAUGACUCUGAUAAGGAGAAGGGCAAUAAAUAUUUAAUCACGCCCACGAAUACUCCUAAAGCUAUCAUCAAUCUCACAGAAGGAAUUCAUACAAUAAAAUGCCCCUCAUGUAGCCAUAACACGGAUGUCAGAGAUCAGGGUGGAAUUCAUGGAUUGCCGGCUGGAGUGAAGUUUGAUCCAAAUGACCAAGAAAUACUGGAGCAUUUGGAGGCCAAGGUAGUGUCUGAUGUGUGCAAGCUUCAUCCCCUUAUUGAUCAGUUCAUACCAACGCUUCAAGGCGAUAAUGGAAUCUGCUAUACACACCCAGAAAAGCUACCAGGAGUUAGCAAAGAUGGGCAGGUCCGCCACUUCUUUCACAGGCCUUCUAAAGCAUACACAACAGGAACAAGGAAAAGAAGAAAGGUUCACACUGAUGAUGAAGGAAGCGAAACUAGAUGGCACAAAACAGGGAAAACUAGAGCUGUUUUUGCUGGUGGUGGUGCAGUGAAGGGUUUUAAAAAGAUUAUGGUACUCUACACCAACUUUGGCAGGCAAAGGAAGCCUGAGAAGACCAAUUGGGUGAUGCAUCAAUACCAUCUUGGCAGUAAUGAAGAAGAGCAAGAUGGAGAAUUAGUUGUUUCAAAGGUCUUCUACCAGACACAACCUAGACAAUGUGGUACUUCCAUUAUAAGAGAUCCUCCAUAGUGAAAGCUCCCCACAACCUAUUCCAGACUUGGGGAUGUCCAAGGUGAUGGUUCUUUUUAUUGGACUAGCGACGGAAGCAAGCAAAGCAAGAGUGGAGAGAGUAACACUGGAAGAGCUUAACAAUGAUAUAUAUAGGCCAUGACUUUGUAUUUUAGUCUAAACCAUUGAUGAUUAGAUCUAACGGUCGUGAGUUAUUCUUAGGUUCUCGUACAAAAACAUCAUUCUUAUAAGAUAAAUCCUCUCUCUCUCUAUAUAUAUAUAUAUAAUAUAUAAUAUGUUGAUUUUACUUUAUGGCUAAUUGACAGUAUUUAUUCAUGGGACCAUAAUGAAUGAAAUUCAAGGUUGAAGAUCAGGGGAGAUACAUAUGGUGGACAUGUUCAAAUAUAUAAUAUAAUUGACCCUGACUAUACCUUGUUAAAUUUCUAAGCAAAAGUGGGUAGUGGUGUCAAAAUGGGCUUGGUCUUUGGCCAGCCCAUUUAACUUACACUCUUUCUUA
This is a messenger RNA of Lotus japonicus, 1498 nucleotides long. Its product is annotated as NAC domain-containing protein 73-like. The transcript is spliced from 4 exons. Gene Ontology annotation, biological process: regulation of DNA-templated transcription. Gene Ontology annotation, molecular function: DNA-binding transcription factor activity; transcription cis-regulatory region binding. Bases 307 to 1002 code for a protein of 231 amino acids. NCBI's taxonomy places the organism in Eukaryota, Viridiplantae, Streptophyta, Magnoliopsida, Fabales, Fabaceae. The record is from RefSeq and is a predicted model, not a curated record. Gene Ontology annotation, cellular component: nucleus.